GUAAAAGGUAAAUAAAGGGAGAAACAUCCGAAGUAUUUGGCACGGCAUCGAGUCAAAACAAAGGAAAAGUGAAUCGAAAUCCAUGAAUUUGCGAUUAUCAAGUUGAAAUGCAUCAGUUACCCUGAUUCUGGCAAGCAUAUUGAAUAUAAUUUCACCCCGGAAGGCAAGCGGAAAGCAUGGUGGUGGAGGUAGAACCGGACCUUCCUCACAGUCACUGCGAUAGCUGCUACAACCGUGACUGCCAGGUCUCCCCGCAGCCCGGCAAUGCUUGUUCUCUCAUCAACUGUGAGGUCGAUUGUGGCGCAAGGUUCCAUCGAUGCAAGGAGGAAGAACAUCGUCUACUCUGCCCGUACACGAAGACUGAAUGUGUGAAUGCUAUUUAUGGCUGCCCAGUGGAGAUACAAAGACGUCAUAUAUGUCGCCAUCUGGAGGUGUGUCCAGCUAGUGUGGUUAAUUGUACUAUGGAAUGGAAUAGGUGGCCUGUUUACGCAAGCGAAAGACAGCCUCAACAACCGCUACAGGUAGUACCAGAUAACUACAAUCAGCUGGACAUAGCUCUGGCCCUUCGGGAUCAACGCAUGCUGACAAAGUCUAUGAAGGCAUCAAAACGGACCCGUCAGAUUCUUACCAACGCUCUCAAUCGUCGUCAUCCUGCCGUGCCAUUGUCGGCUCAGCUCACGAACGAUGUUCCCGAUUCGGAAGAGGAGCAGAGGGAGCUUGUCAAUUUACUUCAGGUUAUGCAGGAUGAGAAGGAAGCAGCCGAUCGCCAGAGAGCUCGUACUCCGCCCGGUCUGCAACGCAGCAUAUGCAAUGAGCUCUACCGAAAAAAUCACGAAAGCAAUGGCACCGUCGCUGAACCAACCUUCCAGGAGCAAUUGCCUGUCCCCAAAGACCCCUUCAUCCAUUGCUCCCACUGCGCCCGGCGCAGGGAACGACUUGACCGUGUCAUUGCUUCCAAAGCGGCCAUCCAUGAUCCGUACAAUUAUGAUUUGGAUGAAGAAGAUGAUCCCUCGGUGGGCGAUUACGCUAUGACACCCCUACCUGAGCACCAGAAUGGAUUCAUCCAAGAGGGGGAUGGGUGCCCCAAUGGACUGGACCAUCGUGAAGGGAGGGAGGAUGGGGUAUUUCAUGAGGGACCACCUGAGGCGGACAGAUCGCUGAACUCCACAUUCUCCAGCGAAGAAUCGGAGGUCCAGACGCCAGCUGUCUUCGUCACCCAGUCCACCACCGGUGACGUCUCCGCAGCACCAACUAGAGGCCAUUCAAAGCCAAUCAUCAUCCAGCCGCCAGCUCUGUCAUCAUCAACAAACAAGAUUCACAGGUUGUCUUCGUCGUCAAACGGGUCGCUAGAUAGUAAACAGUCAUUGAGUCUUGAUCUCUCAUUGGAGUCUAUUACUCGUUACCAGGCCAAACCAGAUUCCAUGUACACUUUCUUGUGUGCACAGGAAUUCCGUCGGGAUGAGUAUCCUUACCACUUCCAGAAUGUCCACAGUGAUAUCCACGGCGGGCUGAACGGUUGGAUGGAGCAACGGUGUCCGCUAGCCCCCUAUGGCUGCACUUACUCACAACGGCGGCUCUACCCAGGAACUCAAGGAGCUCACAUCAUCCACAGCGAGAAUCUAGAGAGCUUUGGUCUGUGCCUUGAAGAAUCCCAGCGUGAGAAAACAGAGGUCUCAGGAAGUUGCGCCGAUACCAGCCUAUCUGGAAAUCCUGAUGGCCGGACUGGUGACGGAGAUGCCCAGGAGGGUGAGGAUCAAGGAGAACACUACAAAUAUCCUAAGCUUGAUGCAGAGGUAACUUCAAAAUCAUCAGGAUGUAAAGAUAUGGGUUCUGAACAUGGUGAUGAUGAAAGGACAAACUGUGAUGUUCAUGUAACUGAUAGCAAUAAUGAUAGUCUUCACAAAAACAGUACAGAAUCAAAGUGCAAUGCCUUCCAAGAUGGGAUCAAUGACAAACCAAAGGACGUUUCAAUGGACAGUGAGUUCUGCAUUGACCGAGGAUCGAGUGAAGAGUACGUCUCUGAAAUAUCAAGUAUGGACCAAAGCGGGGAUACAGAUAGAGAAGCUUCCAAAGAGUUCAAGGGUAGGCAACGGGAGAAGAGCAGUACUGAGGAUUCCCCAAAGGAAGCAUUAGAGGUCGAUAUGACGUCUGGCGGUAAGGUUGAUUAUACAGAAGCAGUGUCAAAGGACAUUGGAACUGACUAUCUCAGCCAACUGCCGUUUGAACUGCUGCGAUACUUGUUACGGUUCUUGGACUGUUUUACGAUCAACCACCUUGCAAUGGCUUCGAAGCUCUUGAGACAGGUCUGCUGUAGUCUUCUUGAGGAACGUGGGAUGGUGGUCCUGCAAUGGGAGAAGCAUAAAGGACACUGGGACACAACCAUGAAGGUGUGGCACUUUAGCACGGCCUUCACUCCGGUUAAGUCCUGGGGCUUCCAAGACAACCCUCCCAUUGCCGAGCACCUCAAACGAUGUCCUUACAAUGUCCGCAACACAGCCACUCAACCAGUCAGGGUCAUGGGUCAUGAUGUGCCAAAGAUCAAGCUUGAAUCUGCCAACGAUCCCCAGAGACAGAGGGAAGCCGAGUCUGUCCAGGCCUGGCGACCUCGACGCAGGAGGCUCCUGGAUCAAGAUGACGAUUGGUAAUACUUGUUAUUGGUCUUCUGUGUCUUGGGUCAAGCUUGCAUUGUCAUUGACCUUAAGAGAGAGUGGGAGGAGUAAGUUGGUCAGGCCUGGCGACGUCGACACAGGAGGCUUCUGGAUCCUGAUGAUGAUUGGUUAUGUUUGUGGUUUUCUGUUUCAUGGGUGAAGGUCGCAAUGGCCAAUCACCCUGAGAGAGAAGCUGUGUCAUUCAAGGCCUGGCAACCUUGGUACAGAGGACGCUUCAUUGUGAUGAUACUUGUGAUUUAUCUUCUGUUUCAUGGGGCAAACUUGCCUUGGUUGAUGACCCUGAGAGAGUGAAAGGUACUGAAAUGAUCAAAGCACAGCAAUCUAUUUUCAAUAGGCUGAUCAUUAAGAUGAUUAAUAAUACUUUUGAUUAGCCUUCUGUCCAUGGAUCAAGUUUACAUUGUCCAAUGACCCUGAGAGUGAGAGAAAGAGAGAAGCCGAGUUGAUCGAGGCCCAGCAAUCUAUGUACAAAAGGCAGAUCAUAAGGAUGAUUAGUAAUAGUUCUGACUGACCUCCUGUCUCAUGGGUGUAGCUUAUAUUGGCCAAUGACCCUGAGAAAGGGAGAGGCGCCAUGUUGGUCAAGGAAUGGCGACCUAUUGAUUGGUCAAUGAUCUCUCAUUCAACCAUAAUAGUAGGUAAUGUUCUCAGUGUUAUUCUUGUCAACUCAUCUUCUCUCUGUAUUAGGGCGCAAUAGUAGGUGAUGGUAAUGUUCUUACAACUUCAAUUAGGCAACUCUUAUCUCAAAUUAUAAUAUCACUGUACUACUCUUCAUGUAGUCUUGUUCAAAUUUUCAACAAUAAUAGUGGUUAUUUUAAUGAUGUAAAUGUAUAGACAACAGAGGUAUUGUAAUGGAUCAUGAAAAUUAAUCAUGAUCAUUUUAUCAAAUUGGCAACUCCUUUCUGAAAUUGAAUUGUGUUAUUGAUAAUACUCCUCAUUUGUAUGCACACUUUAGAAAUCGGCAGUGCUAAGAGUGACUUGUGUACAUGUUUUUCAUACAUUUGAUAAGCAGAGAUGCACACCAUAAAAGAUCACUUUAAUGAAUCAUUAUCAUUUUUAUUAAAUUGGCAACUCCUACAGUAUGUCAAAUUUAAUUGUGAUCUUUGUAAUACUCCUAAUAUACAUGCCUUGCUUUAAGUUGGCAACGCUAGAUAGGAAUAUGUGAGAUAUAGAAACACAGGUGCAGGACACCAAAUUCUAAAAUAAAAAAAAAUAAAUGUACAUUGUUGUUGAUUGUAGCAGUGAAGCAAAUAUGGAUUAACUGCCAAUUUGAAGAAUGAGAAAUGAUAAAAAAGGAUUUAAAUGAUGAAUUAUUCAAAUUUAUCGACAUUAUUUUACAUUUGAAUACUGUGGCUGACCUUGUCAUAAUAUCCUUUUUUUUCCUUUUUUUUUGGUUAUUAUGAGCACAGAAAAAUGACAAUGCCAUGUCAAGUAUUAUAUCUGUGAUUUUACUUUGCAAUGAUACAUGGAUUUUUCAUCUGAAGUUAACAUGUUUAUGGGAGUGGGUGAUGUUUCCCCAUUGUCAACAACUCUUCCACCUGUAGGGGUCCAUAACACAAAGCAUAGCUUUCCUCGUAGAACAUUUUUUUAAUGAUUGAUUGCAUACAUGUAUGUGUAAUUAUUCAAGAUAAUCAAGCAUACAAUGAAUCGCUAACCUUGUUAUGGGGCGCUGGUUAACUCUUCAUGCGUUCACCUGUAAACCCCCUGUGUGUUGCAUUGUUUUAGGGUCUCAUUCACAUUCGUGCCAUG
Lytechinus variegatus (green sea urchin) is the source of this 4412-nucleotide messenger RNA. Its product is annotated as F-box only protein 40-like. The record is from RefSeq and is a predicted model, not a curated record. Lineage: Eukaryota; Metazoa; Echinodermata; Echinoidea; Temnopleuroida; Toxopneustidae. The transcript is spliced from 8 exons. Gene Ontology annotation, molecular function: zinc ion binding; ubiquitin protein ligase activity; protein binding. The coding region runs from base 177 to 2645 and encodes 822 amino acids.